AUGUUGUGGCAGUGCCUGUCUUUUCUGUCGCUCGCGGCUUCACUUGUCUCAGCUUCUGUGCUUCCCAUCCGGAAUAAUCAGGAUCUAGGCUCGACGACCUUUUCCUUCGAAGUGGCGCGCAGUGACACGGACAAGAGAGAUUUUCACCGUGACUGGGCCGCCGCGAGGCAGAAAUGGGGUGGCAGCAGCCUAAAUUCUGACUCACCUGGCUUUUCUCUAGCCGAAGAUGAUGGGCUCGUCGACGUUCACCCCAUGGGAAACGAUGAUUUGUACCUGGCGGACAUUCAGAUUGGCAACCCACCACAGACGGUCAAAAUGGCGUUGGAUACCGGCUCCUCUGAUGUGUGGGUGCAAUCGACAGAUACCAAAUAUCGCGUCAAUAGAAACGGACCAUAUGCGCCUCAAUACCGUCCCAAAGACUCCCACACCUCGUCUCUUCUCAACGAAUCUCGCUGGGAUGUCCAGUAUCUGGAUGGCACCUCGGCGUAUGGCAUAGUAUACCAGGACACGAUUCGAUUCGGCAACAUCGAGGUGGUCAACGCGACCGUGCAAUCUGCCCAGGCCAUUGCCACGCGUUUCGAAACGGACAUUGAAAUGAGCGGCAUCAUGGGGCUGGCCAAGCGCCUGCGAAACAACAUUGAUCCUCCAGUGCCGACCUUCAUGGAUCUGCUCACCCCGCUUCUUGACUCGCCCGUCUUUACUGUCGACUUGAAAAGAAAUGACACCGGCCAGUUUGAAUUUGGCCGCAUCGACAUGGCCAAGGCUUCGGACAAUAUUACCUGGCUCGAUGCGGUCGGUAGAAGUCCUCAUUGGGAUGUCAACUUUGAUCUGACGUCAUGGACCAUUCCCGAUCAGACGUGGUGGUAUUAUCGUUUCUCUGGCACGAUUGACACUGGCACGACUCUCAUGUUUUUGCCUAGCGCCCUGGCCAGUCGCUACUGGUAUAGCGUUCCCGGCAUGCGCCGCGCCGCCAAUCUUGAUGGCGUGUACACUUUUCCGUGCGCCAACACCAAGGAUCUGCCCGAUCUGCUUUUCAAGCUUCCAGGCACGGAGCACGUGCUGACCAUUCCCGGACGCUACCUCAACUACGGCCCGUCGGAUCCCAAAGGUGAGUACUGCUGGGGCGGCAUGCAGAGCUCCGAGGGCAUGGAGAUUGUGGUUCUGGGCGACGUAAUGCUCAAGGCGCUGUUUGUGGCGUUUGACCUGGACAAGCAGCGCGUCGGAUUUGCCAACAAAGUUCUCACGGACGAGAUGUAG
This is a messenger RNA of Beauveria bassiana ARSEF 2860, 1257 nucleotides long. RefSeq names its product endothiapepsin-like protein. The transcript has 4 exons. Gene Ontology annotation, biological process: proteolysis. Gene Ontology annotation, molecular function: aspartic-type endopeptidase activity. Bases 1 to 1257 code for a protein of 418 amino acids. Lineage: Eukaryota; Fungi; Ascomycota; Sordariomycetes; Hypocreales; Cordycipitaceae. The record is from RefSeq and is a predicted model, not a curated record.